Messenger RNA from Closterium sp. Naga37s-1, 2127 nucleotides. Lineage: Eukaryota; Viridiplantae; Streptophyta; Zygnematophyceae; Desmidiales; Closteriaceae. The record is from the annotation of a GenBank genome assembly.
AUGGCGCCACCACCGAACCAGCAUCACCAACCUCAUCCUCCCGCUCUCCCAACCGUUGCGGAAUCGCGAUGGGAAGACGAGCUCUCUCCUACAACCACAUCCACCAACGGUGCGCCGAUUUCUCCACUUCUACAGCGCGGCCCGCACUAUUCCCUGCAGGAUAAGGCACGAGCGGCGGCCGCGGCGUCCAAGGCAGCUGUCGUGACCUCCGCCGUUAGCGGCGCCGCCGAAGCGCAGCCCAAUGCCGCACCUUACGCAAGCUCCAACACCGAAGGGGACUUCUCCUUUUCUGUUCCUUCAGCGGACCCCGACGGCGCAACAUCCUCUCCUUCCGCUUCCACUUCGGAUCCCCGCACAGCCUCCGCAAGCGCCGACGGCGACUCCGCUGGCAGCAACGGGGGCCAGCGCGCCCCUGCAAGACCGCUGCGGCCGCUAAGCAUCGAGUACCCAUCGGGAACGGCACCUGGAGCGCAAAAAUCGCCGUCGAAUGCGGAGUACACAAGCAGCAGCGCGGCCAUUCCUCGGGCGAUGCCACGUGGCCGCCGCACCGGCACGAGCCCGCACGGCUCUGGCGGUAAUCUUGGAAUAGCGGGGAUCACGGGGAUCGCGGGAAGCACUCGCGCGGCGGAUGGCGGAGAUGACGUGGAAUCGCUGCUUUCUCCUGGAAUGCUGCAUUCUAACCACCCUAAUCUCUACCUCCCUAAUCCGAGGCCGUCUCCUAGGCUCGCGGCGCAUCCGCGGCUCUUCCCGCGGGGUUUGACGUCGCACCCGUCGUCAUCCAACCUCUCGUCGCUGGAUGCGCUUCGCGAUUGGUUUUCGUCAACAUUCGCGCGCCCCGCUGGCGGAACGCCAUUGAGUUCGCCGACCGCUAACGGGACGGGGGACAGGGGAGGGGGAGGUGGUGGAGGGGGAGGGUUUGGCGGAAAGGUGCUGUAUGAUCCCGAGGGGAGGCGCUACUCCUCCCCUAACGUGUACCAGCGCAUAGACCCAGCGAACAACACUCAACUCAAUCUCAACCAGCCGGGCUACAAGGUGAUGCGCAUGCAGGAUGUGGAUUUCCUCUCCACAUGCGCCACGCUGCGCGACUGCCUGGCGGCAGUAAAAGCCUUCUCCGACCAGCACCCGCGGCACCUGCCCAUCACUGUCAACAUCGACUUCGGCGACGGCUUCCCGCUGCUGCGCAAGAUCACCGAAUUGCUCACACCGCCCCUGCCCGUCACGGAACAGAGCCUUCUAGAUCUCGAGCUCGAAAUCCUCUCGGUCAUCCCGCGCUCUCAGAUCAUCACACCAGAUGAGGUCCGUGCGUCCCACGAAACCCUCGCCUCUGCCAUCGCCACACGCACCGCCUGGCCCGCACUCUCUGCCUCCGCCGGCCGCUUCCUCUUCCUCCUCUCCGACUCCAGAGCCCUCCCCAUAUACCGCCAAAUGUCGCCGUCCCUUGAGGGACGAGUGCUGUUCACCGCGCAGACAGCCGCAGGGGAGGGGGACAUCCACAACACGCCGGACCAAGCAGUUCUGAUCGUAGAAACGCUAGACUCCCUCGCGGUGGAUAAAAUCGCCUCUGGGCAUCUGGUGGUGUGUCCCGUUGCGCCGAUGCGGUCCGAACUGGCGGUGUUCAUGUGGGACCAGGCGGUAAGGUCUGGGUGCCAGAUCAUCACAGUGGCUGAUCUGUGGAACGAGCAGACGGAGAAGCCUGUCGGAACGGGGAGCGACGGGACGGAGGGUGGGCUCCCGCGGAGCAGGCGGGGACAGGAAGUGCCAGCACCGUCGUCGUCCUCCUCCUCCUCGGCAGCAUGGGAGUUUGCGUCAGUGACGGCGGCCGAUCAAGGUUCAGAUUCCACAAACACGGGAUCACCUUCACAAACGGUAUCUUCAUCCUCCUCUUCCUCAUCUGAUUCGUCUUCUGAUGGGUCUGUUGGGCUGCCAGGGCCGGGAGGGGCAGGGUUGGGUGGUGUGGACAAGGAGUGGGAGGUGCAGGGGCUGCAUGGGGGCCCGCUGCUGAAGCUGCCGCUGCUGGUGGACGGAGGGGAGGGCGUGCAGGCCAAGUGUCUGAAGCAUCUCAACAAGGAGGAGUGCGAGAAGCAGCAGUGGGUGAAAUUGACUGAGCCUGUUCCUGAAGAGAGGUAG